CCCACUAACUGCUUAGGCUGGCCUGGAGGGUGGACUCUUCUGCUUCGCAUGUCCUCGCCCUCCCUCUCUCCUCCCCAGGGGAGCUGGGUUACAGGCCUGUGGCACUGUGGGGAGAAUCAUAAUGAGAGGUUCGUCUUCAUUGCAGAGUGGUAUGAUCCAAAUGCUUCGCUCCUUCGACGUUACGAGCUUUUGUUUUACCCAGGGGAUGGAUCUGUUGAAAUGCAUGAUGUAAAGAAUCACCGCACCUUUUUAAAACGGACCAAGUAUGAUGAUCUACGCUUGGAAGAUUUAUUUAUAGGCAACAAAGUGAAUGUCUUUUCUCGACAACUAGUGUUAGUUGACUAUGGGGAUCCAUAUACAGCUCGCCAACUGGGGAGCAGGAAAGAAAAAACAUUAGCCUUGAUUAAACCAGAUGCAGUAUCAAAAGUUGGCGAAAUAAUUGAAAUAGUAAACAAAGCUGGGUUUACUAUAACAAAACUCAAAAUGAUGACACUUUCAAGGAAAGAAGCAGCAGAUUUUCAUGCGGACCACCAGUCGAAGCCCUUUUUUAAUGAGUUGAUCCAGUUUAUUACAAGUGGACCUGUUAUUGCCAUGGAGAUUUUAAGAGAUGAUGCUAUAUGUGAAUGGAGAAGGCUGCUUGGCCCUGCAAACUCUGGACUGGCACGUACAGAUGCUCCCGGGAGUAUCAGAGCUCUCUUUGGAACAGAUGGCAUAAGAAACGCAGCUCAUGGCCCGGAUUCUUUUGCUUCUGCUGCCAGAGAAAUGGAAUUCUUUUUUCCUUCAAGAGGAGGUUGUGGGCCAGCAAACACAGCCAAAUUUACCAACUGUACCUGCUGUAUCGUUAAGCCUCAUGCCGUCAGUGAAGGACUGUUGGGAAAGAUCCUGAUGGCUAUUCGGGAUGCGUGUUUUGAAAUUUCAGCCAUGCAGAUGUUCAACAUGGACCGGGUUAAUGUUGAAGAAUUCUAUGAAGUUUAUAAAGGAGUAGUAUCUGAGUAUAAUGAAAUGGUGACAGAAAUGUAUUCUGGCUCUUGUGUAGCAAUGGAAAUCCAACAGAAUAAUCCUACAAAGACAUUUCGAGAAUUUUGUGGACCUGCUGAUCCUGAAAUUGCCCGGCAUUUACGCCCUGGAACCCUGAGAGCACGCUUCGGUAAAACUAAGAUCCAGAAUGCUGUGCACUGUACGGAUCUACCAGAGGACGGCCUCUUGGAGGCAUUGUGAAAGAAUUGUAGACUCAAACAAGACAACCUCUGUUCUCAGAGAGCUCACAGCAAUUUGAAAGGUCGAAGAUCUUAGCACGAAUAUAAAAGUCUCUGAUUUCCUUGCAUGCUGUAGUGGUGCCAAAAUCACUUUUGUGAUUAUAAGAAUAAAUAAAAGCAUGGUAUUUAUGAGGCAUCCUCCAGUGUUGUUUCACUGGUAAUGUUCUCUGAUGUUCUGUUGGUUGUAAUAGUAAGGAUCUGGAAUUUAUGUAGUAAAGCACUGAUGCAAAGCUGUUCAGCUUAAGUAGUAAUCAAAUAAAUCCUACUUGUGUACAAAUGGCAGAGAAUUUUUACCUUGCCCGUAAGGCUGCAGUGAAAUGAUAUCCUGAUUUUGCUGGUGACAGCUUUGGGGCAGCUUGCAUUGAAGGCCUAGGGAUUUUCCUUACAAUUUGUCUCAGAAGUCCACUUUUAGCAUCUAACCAAAGGAGCAGGAUGGCAGCAGGGCUGCAAAAUGGAAAGUCAUUUGUACACAUGGUAAUAGAAGGAGAAUUUGUGGUUAUUAAAAUGGGAAAACAUGGGCAUUCGUAAAGAUAGAUUCCAUGACCCAGCCUCUUAAGAAACCAUCCAGGACCCUCCGUCUGCACCUCAGUCUUGUGUGGAUUUCUACUGUAUUUGACUUCCCACUGCUAUAAUAGCAUAGCCAGGCUCAUAUCACUGUUGUUAGAUUUCUUGUUUUUGUAAAAUGAAAGGAACUAAGAAUACCUGCCCCAUUAGGCAGUGUUGUACCUGGCAAAUGUGUUAUUAUUAUUAUAGCACAGUAUCUGUUUGCUCAUAUAUAUUUCCAUGAAACUGUGCGCUCCUUUGAAAGAGAUUCUUUCUUGCCUGUCAUAAAAAUUUGUCAAAAAAUAAUUACUGAAGAAAAAGAGAAGAAUUUGGUUAAGUAAAUUGUGAUUCAUGCACUUAGUCAAAAAGUGUGUAACCUUUUUUUUCUGUAAUGUGGUUUCUAUCCUCAGUUGCAUAUUAGAACUCAUAAACAGUUUUUUAAACACUGGUGUUCUGUCUUACACCGCAAGGACUCUAAUGUGGGAUAGGCCGGUGUGGGGAUCAAAUGCUAAGCAAGCACUCUAUCUUCGAGCUACACAACUUGAGAUUCUAAUUUAUUAUUAUGUUUUUCAUUUUGGUGGAAUUUUUUGUUUUGUUGUGCUCUGUUUUGUUUUGAUACAGGGUCUCACUGUGAAGGUUAGGCUGGCCUUUAACUCACUGUGUAGCUCAGGCUCCCUCAAACUUAUGGCAACUCUUCCUGCCUCAGCCUCCCAAAGGCUGGGAUUACAUAUGUGUGCCACCAUGCCAGGGUACUGAAAUACUAAUUUGAAAAAAAAAAUUGAAGUUCUAGAGAAGUUGGAGUUGGCACACAAAAAUCUUUUUCUAAUAAACAUUAGUGUAAGUUGCCAACAUAAUGCCCUAUGUCAGUGAUGAGGAGCCUUUCAGAGCUUUCAGUGAUAAAUAGCCAGCUGUGGCAUGUGUGCCAGGGGUUUGCCACCACUGUCCCAUGCUUAACACUUGAGGUGCUUUGUGUGUGUUUUUUAACAUAAAAAUCAUUUUCCUACAUAACUACAUUAUAAGCAUCCAAAUUAGAAAAUUAAGACUAAUGCCCUUCUAUCAGACUGUGUUCAAGUCUCACCAGUUAUUUCAGUAAUAGCAAAAGAAUCCAGGUCAGGGCCAUAUAUUGUGUUUAGUUUUCUUCUUAGCGCUCACCCUGUCUCUCUCCCUGCCUCUCUGUGUGUGUCUGUCUCUCCUUGUCUCUCUGUGUAUCUCUCUGUCUCUCUAUGUGACUCUAUCUUUCCCUGUCUUUCUCUGUAUCUGUCUGUCUGUCUGUCUGUCUGUCUCUCUCCCUGUCUAUCUCUUUGUCUUUCUGUCUCUCUCCUUCCCUCCCUCUGAACAUACUGGGGAUGAAACCAACGCCUACUAGUCAGGUGCCUCGAGUUUCCUGGACUUUCAUGAUCUUGAUACCUUUGAAGAUAGCAAGCAGAGAUUCUAAUUAAAUUUAUUCAUUUAUUUCUUGGCUUAUCAGCAACUUUUCUGGAUGGGUUCCCUCUUAGCACUCACUAGACAGUGACUCACUAGACAGUGCUGCAUGGUGUUUGUAACUCACAUGAGAAGUGUUUUGUUGCCUUUUCAUUGUCCGGGGGGAUGAACGAACGAUGCUCCUGUUUCCCUGCUUCUGCCUUCUCCUUGCUGUACCUCAGCAUCGUCCUUCGUCUCACCUGUGUCACUGGUGAUUGUGAAAAAUCAUGCUAUUUUCUCCUCUUUGGAGACUUCUUUGGAAGAACACAGUCUACUUUUUUGCUUUUCACUUUGCCUAUAUAGUCUGCUUCCAGAACUCUCUUUCUCUGAUUAGCUUUGUCAAACACAGCUAACCCUUUGCAUACAUAGAAACUGAAGCUCUCAAAGUUGCUGAAUGGGUUAUCAUAGAAAAUCCAGGUAUAUUUAAUUUUGAAUCCUGUACACCAAAACAAUAAGUCAGUCAUCCUUUGCUCAGAUAUUUAUGUUAUUUAAAAAUUAAAAGUACUAUACUGGAGUCACAGCAGUAAGCAGGGUAGGAGUGGCUCCUGCCUUCAUAGAGCCUGCUGGUUUCUGAAAGAUACUAUAGUGCUUGUUUUAGAGAAUAAUGGAAAUAUAGGCCUUUGCUAUUCUUUCCCAAAUAUUCCAUAACUUGUCUUUACCAAGUACCUGUAUUUUCUAUCACUUUGUUAUUAUAAAAUAAAAAAUUUUAAAUAUACAAAAUAUUCUGUUACAUGCAUAGUUGAUCAGAACAAAUAUGAAUUUGGAUAUAUAAUUAUUCAUGCUAUCUUCUUUUGGUAAAAAUUAGUGAAUCAAGAAUUAACUAAAAAUAAAUAUAGAUUGCUCCGGCGAGGGCCAGGAGGAUAACCAGCACUCCUGAGAAAAGGCCAUGGUGGAUCUCAGGCAGCUUAUUCUUCCACCCUCUUGGUUAGCGCCCCCAGCAAGGGCCAGGAGGAGAACCAUUGGCUCCUGCGAGCCUAUUUUCGUGGGCUGAAAAUCAAACCGCCCUCCCCCAUAGCUACUGGGGAUAGAUGUCUCAGCGUCUCUUGGGAAGAUGACCAUAUGCAGGAUAGCAAAUAUGGGGGAUUUCCUUCUAUCUUGUUAGAAGGCAAAGGCUAUUUUCACUGUUUUGUUUUGUUAUGCUCCUUUUGCUCUAUUCAAUACUCUCAAUUGGUUUUAUAAUGUUCUGUUUUUGGUUUACCUAAUUCGCUAUACCUAAUUGACUGGACAACUAUGGUGACGAUAAUGAGAUAUACCAUAGUACCUAUUACUACCACCCCAGUAUCCUGCUGUGAAGUUCUGUACCAAUUUCAUUGCAUUGUCUCAAUUGGCUUUGUUCUGUCUUGUGCUCUUGCAUUUUUACUACUUUCUAAAUAAAAAUUAAAUAAAUAAAUAAAUAUAGAUGUAGGGUGACUAAGAUGAGAUAAGCCAGAUUUAUUGACCCUGAUUAGCUCAGGCCUCUUCACAUAGUCACAUUCAUAAUUUAUCUUUCAUUUUAGCUUCUGUCUUACAGGAAAAAGAGUUGUGAUUUUUACUGGUACAUUAUCAAAGAAGGAACAACUUGUGCAAAGACAAGAACAAACAGUAUUCUCUUGGAGACUUAAAAAUAGCUUAAUGAGGCAGGAGCUUUGAUUAGGAGGUGGGAAAUGACAAGAGAUAAGCUAGAAAAGUCACUAGAGUCUUGUAAAAUCAUAAUAUGACAUCUGAACUUUAUCCAGAGGCAUUUGGGCUUCCAAUAAAUGUUUUAUACAGAGGAGUGGCACCACUGUGUCUGUGUUGCAGGGUCACUCUGGUUAGCAUGGAGAACAGACUGAAGGGAACUCUGCAGAUGAAGGAGGGGCAACCUGAGGGCAGAGCAGCGAGGGACGGUUAAGGUCACUCAGGAGAAAACCCUGGGAGCCUGAAUGAAUGCAGCAGUGUGUACAGUCAGAGCAGAGAGCUUCAGAAGAUGUUCGAGGCAGUACAGUUCACAGCCUGAGUGGACACAGACUGGACAUCGGGGAUACCUAAGGGAGUGACACAGGGUGAACCUCUGUCCUGGAGUGAAGACAGUGGUACGGGACCACCGUCUUUAUCUGUGAUACCAGAAUCUGAAAGCUUCUGGACAGGUUUUUUCAUAUGUUUGGUGACAAAGCCUAACCUAAUAUUAUAUCAGGCUCUGUAUCAUUUUUGUUGAGCCCACUUAGUGUACUUACACUGAUAAGAUAGUAUUAAUAUAUUAGAUUAUGGGCGACUUCCUUGACUCCUUCAAUUAUUCUAAAUUUCCAGACAUUCUGGCACUAAGAGUUCUGAGUAAGCAGUUGUGAAAAAGUUUGAAACAUGCACAGAAAAAAAGCUAAUCAAAGAAUAUAGAUGUGUGGGUGGUGUUCAGGUUUUCAUUGUAUCAUACCGUUGAAAUGGCUUAGGGGUAAGCUUUUCACAGGGGAGUGCAACGAGGAAAGAUAAUUGAGGAUGUUAACAAGUGUGUUGGAAGUUAGAAAUAGGGAAAUAUGUGAGGCAGGAGGUGUUAGAAACAGGAGAUUGUAGGAAGGCCAAGACAUUGAAAGAUUUUCUGAGGUACAGAUUGGCAUCUUUGGAAUACCAGAGGGAGGACCCUAUGGUUAGAGACUGGUCACAGUUUAAAAGUUCAGUGGUGGCGCUUUGCAUGAUGAUAGUAAGCUGUAGGGUUUGGUGAUGGAAGAGCUAGCAGUGUAGAACACAGGUCAGUAUCGUCACUAGAAAUAUGGAAGUAAAGAACAAAAACUGAGAGAGAUUCUAGUGUUGGUGGCGCUUCAGUCACCCAAGAUCAUGGCUAGGAGGCCAGAUCCCCAUCUGGAAAAUGAUGAUCCAAGGUGUGAUGUCCUCAACACAAGGAGAAAGUGGGUCUGAGGUGUAAUAGCAAUAAGAAGAGUGGAUGGAGUCAGAUGGCAAGGCCUCAGAGAGUCGGGGGCUCACAUACGGUGACCGGAGAUAUUAAAUUAGCUGGGGGUCAAAGAUAGGACUACUUUUACCUACCUGAUCAAAGGUACUUCAGCUGAGAGCUCCAGGGAAUUGAUACCUCAAGGAGUGUCCACACUUCAGCUAAGGCUAGGACGCCUACUGCAGAGGUUCAAAAUUCGGGGAGUUUACGUUGGUACUGAGGCUCAGAGGAGGCCAGAGGAACAGUUAGAGAUGGAGAAAGAGAAGAGGAAACUUUAAACCAAGUGAGAGUAGCAGGAGAGUAUGUAAAUGACCGAAAUGGCUUCCAGCUUGCUGGGCAGAACUGUUACAAAUCGGUAAUUUUUGGUGCCUGGUAAUAGAGGCUCUCAAAAUAAUAUCUUUCAAAGAAAGGAGUUUUAUUUUUCUGCCCCACUCUUUGAGAGUAUCCAGGGCUGGUGUGGCAGCCCUUACCACAAGGAACUCAGGCUCCGCCUCCAUAUUGCACUUAGCUGUCCCUAGUGUGUGCUUUUUGCCUUGUCACAGAAUGGAGUCCUCAGAACUCCAGAGAGCACUUCUAUGUGGUAAGGAGAGAAGAACAGAAGGUGGGGACGCCAGCUGAGUCAACACCCUCUCCCCUUCGCGCCUUCUCGGAAGCCAGCACCCGCCCAGCAGUUUCUGUUCUUGCUUUCUUUGCUAGGAUUUCAUGCCCUAGCCGCUCCCUUUUUAGAGAGAAGGGGUAAAUGUACUUGUGUUAGUUGGGAACAUUAUUUGCUUUAGCAAAAGUCAAGAUUCUGUUGGAAGGAAGCAAGGUAGAAAAACGUUAUAUAGGGAAGAUAGUAUCGUCUGUGAGUGGCCAACAAGUUGUACCUUGCUAGUGCACGGGUUCCAAUACAGUGUAACCCACAGAUCCCAGCACAGGGGCUCUCUAGUGUCCUUCCCUCCUCAGGAGCAUCUGAAUGACCGGAGAUUUGGGGGGAAGCAAAGUUCUUGGGUCCCACUUAGGCCUGCUGACUCAGAAGCCUUGAGACUGGGCAUGGGAAUCUGCUUCAGCUGAACUUCUAGGUGGUUCUUAAGACUGCAAGACUUGAGAACUGCUGCCCAGGGCAAUGGUUCCAGUCAGUGGAUGCAGCAAAACCACUUGGAGAGAUAGGUAAAGAGAGAGAGAAAAAGAGAAAGAGAGGUACGAGAAUGUAAGACAGACACAUAAAAAUUGCACAUAGGCAUGGAAUACCAUGUGAUGAUUUAAUCUAUGCGUGACCUCUCAUGUGUGCUCAUGUGGAGAAUCUGAAAAAGUUCAUCUCAUAGAAGCUGGAAAAAUAGCAGUGACAGUGGGCAUGAAGAAAGGCUGGGUAAGGGCCUGGGGCCCUCUCAUGCAAAAGACUGGUUGAGUAGGUCUAGUACAUACUUUAAUGAUGCAGGUGACUCAGAUGUAGCUAAUAGUCAAACCAGCGUUUCGAAGCUACUUUCCUAGGGGCAAGGGUACCCCAGACUUGAGAUAAGCCAUUUGCCUGCUAGACCUGUGAGCCCCCAGUAAGGACCCGUUCUGCUUUCUGAACCACCGCAAGUCAAAUGUACUUAGCAGCCUCUCUGGAUGGAUUCUUCUGUGACCUGGGUCUUUUCCAUUUCCAAGCAAAUCCCAGCAUCUGAGCAGAGUUUAUGGCUUCUCUGGACAGAGCCAGCCGUAGCUUGAUUAUCUGACUUUCUUAGGGCUUCCAUGGGCCUCCAGGAAUGGAUAGAGGCCUGGGCUCACACUUCCUAUGAUGCUGAGGGUGGCAAGGACAGAGGCCUGAUCAUUUCACAGCUGGAAAUAGUUUUCCUCAGGCUGUUCAAGUCUGCACUCACCAUUUAGCUUAGGUAUGAACACAUGACUUACAAGAGUGCUGGAGCCAAACCUUUGUCCUUUGGCUGAUAAAUGCCUCAGGGAACUAGGCCUAUGAUAGACCUUUUUUUUCCAGAGCCAGGAGUUGAACCCACGUUCUUGCACAUGCUUGCCAAGUACUCUACAGCUGAACUACAUCUCCAGCCCUUUUAUUUUAUUUUUGAGACAAAGUCUGGCUGAAUUGCCCAGGUUGGAUUCAGAGUUUCGACCUUCCUGCCUCAGCCUCCCAAAGGAGCUGGAAUUAUAGUCUUGUGCCACCAUGCCUAGCUGUCACAGACUUUUGUAUCUUCAGUCCUUCCUUGCAUAGUACUAGCUUUUAGGCAGUGUCUGUUGAGUAAACACAGGAGGGAAUGCGCCAUGAGUGAGAAGAGCACCCCUCUUCCUUAUAUGGCUGAAAUGUCACAGGGUCCCCAUGAGGGUGAUCCUCACUUUGAUCAUUGCUAACUGGAGUUGUAUGUGCCUCACUUAUUUGUAUGUUAAAUUCUUUUUCUCUACCAGGAAAGUUUUUUGUCAUGAUGUCUGUGAACAUGUUUUUAAUGUCGUUUGUGGUAUCUCCUGCUUGUUCAUUGACUCCAAUGGAUCUUAACUUAUUCGUCUUUGUCUCAUCUAGCAGCUGCUGGCUUGAUUUCUCAUGACCCCUUGCUAGUUGUGAGAAAUCUUGUUUUCCUGGUCACUAACUGCAAGCCUAUCUUCAGUAUCUGAGAUUCUGUCCUCACAUUGGCCCUAUCUGCUUUGGGUACUUUCAGUGGAGUUUUCACUCUCCUGGAUAUCUGCUUGAAGCUGCUUUAUGGAUUCCAUUUCUUUCCUAUGCAGCACCUCUAUAAUUUGCUUGAGCUUGUCUAUUUUUUUUUUUUAAAUCUGUGCUCUACCAUCAUGUGUACUUUGGUAAUCUCUGUACAUAUCUGAGUUUAUUUCUGAUUUCAUUUUUUCCAGAGCUUCAUUCAAUUGCUUUGUUGUUUCCUCUUCAGAGAGACCUGGCAGGGGGCUUUCAGAUUGUCCCACCUCAUUGGCCCCUGGGUUUACCUUUGGUGAACUGGAUGUCUGGGAUUGCAUCUUGUUUAAGUGUCUUCUCAUUUCUUUUCUUUUUUUAGUUUAAUUCCUGGGGUGAUGCUUGUAAGUUGUCUACGUGGGUUGCUUUAUUGGUGGUAUUUAGGACCCUUCGGUGAUGAUUAUUUCUCUGAGGUAUUUCCCAGGUGUAGCUGAUUUUUGGGUUUUGAGUCUCUUGGAAGAUCUUACCUCUUCAGUUUGUUGGAGAUGAGAAGUUGUUGCUUGUUUAGCCCAGUCCCUGGUCCUUUAGCACUGUGCCACAGUAUUUUCUGUGAGUCUUAUUUAAUCUCAGUGAUGGAUUAUGAGAGCCAACAGCUGUUUAGAACAAUUGUGUCAAUUUGGGCUGUAGUGGUACCAAUGGCAUCAAACCCAGCCUGUAAAACAACAAACUGAGUUAACCCUUGAUUUGCAACUUUUAACCAUAUGAACUAGGUUUGUGAUUGUAUAACAAAAUGUAAAACAGACCAGAUAAUUACAUGCAAACUGUAAGUUUAUAAUGUGUCAAUUUUGCCCUUGGAGUUGAAAUUUAAAAUAGAUUAAAAAGAAAUAGAGAAGUGGAAGAAGAGAAAGAGAUUGUAAGUAAGGUUGGAGAACAAAGGUGGAUCUCACCAACUUAGGGAAACUGGUGCAGAAGACUGAAGGAAAAGAGAGGUGGAAGAGAUAAAAGGAAGAACAGAACAAAUGCACACCCUUGAAAAGGUUAGGAAAAAACGGAGAAAGAGAAAAAAAGCCACAAUAAAACAAAACAAAACAAAUUAAAAGAAAAAAAUAAAUAGCCUACUUCUAGGAUUCUCCUUGGGUUUGCUAGUAGACAGCCUGCAGAGACAGAAAUCCCAAUCAUGCCACUCUAUUCCUCUAAGCCAGCAGUUGCUUUAUGGUGGAAUAGGGGUGAUCCUCACUUUUCAGUGGCUGUGUCUCAUUAAUCCCUCUACCUACCAAGUGCUAGAAUGGUCCAUGGCUGCCACAGUUUCUCUCACUGCUGAUUGUACCAGGUGAAACCUGAAACACAUGCAUGUGGAACACUGAUGGUUCACAUAAAUUGCGUUUCUUCCUGUACAACCCUCUAAUUUCAAAAAGUCUCUACAUUAACUUUAAAAUCAUCCUAAAAAUAGAAGAGCAUGAGGCUGUCAAAUUGUGGUUCAUUAUGAUUCUACUAGUGUUUCAUCAGUUUUGGUUAUUUUCUCAGGCAAAGAAAUCUUGGACCAUGGAGCAGUCUCCUAUAUCUGUCAUAAAUGAAGCUCAUGUUCCUUGCUAGGUUACUUCUAUUUCUUUUACACUAGGUAGUUCUCACACUACCUCAGUAAUAAAUGUAUCUCUAUUUCCCUCAUUUAGCAUAGGUAAAUUUUUUUUCAUUCAAAACAAUAAUAGAAUCCAGUAAUAAAAUCCCAGAAUUACUUGUUCCAGCUAGUCAUAAUACUUGGUUUCUUUGGGAAGUUUUCUAUAAAGAUGAAUACUAUAAUAUUCUAGCAGUCAAUGUAUUCCAUAAAGGGGAUUAUAUAAGUCCGUAGCCCUUUUGGGUUUUUAAGCAGAGUCAGAUCUAACUUCCUUCAGAUCAGCUGUCUUCUCAAUCUGGAAAGUAACAAACCUAAUGGGUGUAAGGACUAUGUUUAAUAUCAUUUAUCCCACUUUCCAUAGGCACUUGUAAAGUUGUUCGCUGUAGACACUAGGAAAUAACUUUAGGUUAAUUUCCUUUUGGAAAGAUUGGCUAAUUAAUCAUUGUGGCCAACCCAUAUAAAACAAGUUUAGAUUCAUGGGACUAAAAAUGACCUACAAGAACAGUCAGGAACCUCUAGGCACUUUGACUCGGCACUUUCUCAGCUUUUCUACAGUAUUUGGUUCUUAAACUCCACUGGUGGCAGAAUCUGCAGGAAGGCUUUCUAGAAACAAAGAUUGUUGGACUCCAGAGUUUCUGACUCAGUAGAGCUGAGGUAAAGCUGGAGGAUUUGCAUUUCUAACAAGCUCACAUUUAGCCCUAUUAUAUAGGGUAGUCUCACACACUUUGAAAUCCCUGCCUUAACCAAAAUAUACUCCAUACUUUCGUAGUAGUAAGUCAAGUUGUUCACUUGGUUAGUGACUCUAAGAUUUGGAAUUUCUCAGACCUGGAACAUUUCCAGAAGCAAACCAGCCAGUAAACAACAGUAAUAGAACCCACGUUGAGGUUGGAUUCAAUAAUGAUUAGCUUUUUAAAAUCUUCCAAAUGAAGACAUUAGAAAAAACUGUUUCCUAUCAGCAGCAUGAUUUAGCUUUAAAGACUACUUAAUUACCAACAGCAUUAAGCCAUAGAAUAUGAACUAUUUCUUCAAUUAAAUAGAUUCAGCUUUCCCUGCAACUCACUUUAUUGCUGUGGCAUGAAUUGGUCUGCUGCAGGUACACUGAGAAAGUUCCAUUUUCCGUGGGCAGUUCUAAAACGCAGGAUCCACUGAAAGUGCUUCACUUUUCAUUCUCACCAUCCACAGGCAGUUGCAAGCAGUGUCAACAGGAAAACACUUUUUCUUCCCAGGGGAGACCCCUUUAAAUCCCUAAGUUUUCCCAAUUUUGUCAGAAUGUGGUGCAAUUCCGUCCUAGACUAACACCAUUUUGGAACUGUAGAGCCUUUGGAGUAAUUUUUUUUUUCACAUCUGAUAUAGAAUAUAUCAUAUUGGAUGGGGUGGGUUGCCUUUAAUCCCAGCUCUGUAGGAGGCAAAAGCAGGAAGAUCACAAUUUGGAGCCCAACCUUGGCAAUUUAGUGAUUUAGCAAAACCUUGUCUGAAAAAUAAAAAAUAAAAAUGUAACCCACCAUGAAAACCCUGGGUUCAAAGGUUCAGUCCCUAACACCACAGAAAGGAAAGGAGGAAGGAAGAAAGGAGGGAAGGAAGUUCAUUAGUUGUAGUUUACAGACCUCUUUGACCUAUGGAAAAUGAUAUAUGCUUGUUUGUUGGUUGGUUGGUUGGGGUUUUUUAAAGAUGGGAUCUUGCUUUAUAGCUGAGGCUGGCCUUCACUCGCUAUGGGACCUCGGCUGACCUCAAACUCUCUUAGAGUCUUCUGCCUCACCCUCCAGCAUGCAGGGAUUAUAUAUGAGCCACCAUGACUCUUUUGUUCUUUUAAUUUUUAUUUUGAGACAGAGUCUGCUUAUGCUACAUUGUUGCCCAGGCAUGAUAGGAACUCCUGUCUUCCUAUCCCAGCCUCCUACAAUGCUGUAAUAAUCAUUCUAGGAGUGGUUAUUGGUUUUAUCUAUGUUAAAGAAGACUGUGCAUAUUAAAAUAUGCUAUAUAAAAACAAAGAACAAAAUCCUUUCUGAUAACAGGCAUAGUGGCACAUUCCUGUAAUCCCAGCAAUUGGAAGGCUGAGGCAGGAGAAUCAUUUGCAAGUUAAGACCAGCUGGGGCUACAAAGUGAGCCCAGGGCCAGACUGAACUACAUAGUGAAACCCUGUCUCAAAAAGUCCAGAAAACAAAAAUCGUUUCUGAUUCUGUAGAGAGGUAGUCUUCUUUAAUGUAUGCUAUCCUAGGUAUGAAUAUAUUUGAACCCUGGCCUCUGGCUAGUUGACAAGCAAAGGAACAGUGUUCUAAUUUUCUACUUCAAAGGAACAUGCCAAAGACUUUUUUCUAUAAGACUGACUCCUUCAACAUAAAGGGAAGAAUUAAAAAUUAAUUUUAUCUUCUUAAUGACAAACCUUUUAGUUAAUUGUAAUGCAUGUUUGUUUUAUUCACAUUGCAUACAUUUAUUGAUAGCAAAGUGCAGUCAUCUCACUGGAUGCCAUUUGGAGGGUACAAGUAUAUUGUGUAGUCCACAGCCUUUAAAGAAUUGAGAGUUUGGAUGGGAAAACAAGAUAAAUGCAUAGUCAGAGUUAAAUUGUAAUGUAGAAUUACACCAGUAUAUGAGAAUGUCGCCAGGCACUGAGUAUACCAAUGAAAUACCAGAAACAGACAGUUAAGUAUAAAAGUUGAAUGGGGAAAGCAAGUUUUUAUGCAUACAUAGAGAAAGGGAGAACAUGGCAAGCUGGUGAUGGGAAACAUUAAGCUACACAAGUCUGGUUGAAGUAAGAAUUUCCUUUAAUAGAGUAUGGGAGAUAAAUAUAGAAAUGUAAAUUAUAUUAGGGAGAUUUAGGUUUCUUUCUGAUGACAUAAAAUAACAUUGGGUAAUCAUGAUAAAAAUAACUUCAAUUUACUGAGCAAUAUAUACCAGCAGCUAUGUUAAACGAUUUGUUUUUUAUUUAUUUAAGAGAAAAAAAUACAGAAAAGAAAAACAAAAAGCAAAAGAGACAAACAAAAAUAAACUAAAAACAAUAACAGUAUAGGUUUUCAAAACAAGAUGAUAGGAAUUUGGCAAUGGUUGUAAUAUUGCAUAUUGUUACCUUCAGAAGGGUUGCUUAGAUUACCGGAUACAGACCUGCAAAAUUGAUUUAGUCAUAUGACUAUCAACUGUUAUUUUCCAAGAACUAACAGAGUUAGUAGUAUAGUCAUCUUAGCUAUUUUAUGUAUAUAUACAAAUUUGUCUUUUUCCUUUUCCCUUCCUUCUUUCCUCCUUUCUCCUAUCCCAGCUACUUUUCCUCUUUGAGCAGUUUCUUACCCCUACACAAUAUUCAUUGUAGAUUUUGGAUCAUAUUUGCUCUUCAGUUUCUUACACUAGGGAGACAAUAUGGUAUUUACACAUAUGAGUUUGAUUUAUUUCACUUAUGAGUAUGGUGUCAAGUCAUGUCCAUAAAAGCCUUGAUGCAGUCUUUCUUUAAAUCUGAGUAGUACUCUAUUGUAUAAGAAUACUGCAUCUUUUUUAUUCAUUCCUUGAUUGGUGGACACUUAGGUUGUUUCCAAGAUUUGACUAUUAUAAACCAUGCUGCUAGAGACAUGAGUGCACAUAUAUCACUGUGGUAUGUUUUCAAUUCUUCUGUCAAGGUACCCAAAAGGGGAACAGCUGGAUUGAAUGGGACCUCUAAUCUGAGCUUUUUAAGGAAACUCCACAGUGAUUUCCAAAGGGGUUGUACCAGUCUACACUCCUACCAACAGAGUUCCUUUUCCCCCAUAGCCCCUCCAGCAUUUGUUAUUAGUUGAUUUCUUGAUGCUGACCAUUCUUUUUGGAAUGAAAUGGAAUAUCAGUGUUGUUUUAAUUUGCAUUUCUCUAAUGACCAAUGAUUCUGAACAUUUUUCAUGUAUUUAUGUGCUGUUUGUCUUUCUUUAUCUGAGAAGUGUGUAUUCAUCUCAGAUGCCCAUUUUUGGAUUGGGUCUUUGAAUUUUGGAGACCUGGUUUCUUUUAAUUCUUUAUAUGUUCUAGAUGAAGUGCUUUGUCUAAGGGACAGUUGGCUAAGAUUUUUUCCCAGUUGAUGGGUUUGCUUUUCACUGUAUUGGGAAUUUCUUUUGACAUGCAGAAACUUAAUAACACAAGUUUCCAGUUGUUGAUUCUGGCAAAUAUGUCCCUUGCAAUUUGAUUUUUGUUCAUGAACUCUCUGCUAACCCUAUGCCAUCAAGAUUUCUACCUUUUUUGUCUUCUAAAUCAGCAGAUUUAGUGUUUCUGUUUUAAUAUUUAGAUCUUUGAUCCAUUUUGACUUUAAUUUAGUACAUGGUGAUAGGCAUGGGUCUAGUUUAAGUUUUUGGCAUAUGGAAAGCCAGUUUUCCAGUACCACUUAUUAAAGAGGCUUUCUUCCAAUGAACAUGUUUGACCCCUUUGCUGAAGAUAAGGUGGCUGAGUGUGUUUGUAGUUGUAGUUGUAUCUUCUAAUCUAUUCCACUGAUCUUUAGGUCUGUUUUUAUUCUAAUACCAUACUAACUUUAUCACAAUAGCUUUGUAGUAUAAUUUCAAGUUGGGGAUUGUGAUGCCUCUGCCUUGCCUUUGUUGUCCAAAAUUGCCUUUGCUAUGCUAGUUCCUUUCCAGAUGAACUUUAGGGAUAAUUUAUCUAAAUCUAUAAAGUAUGCAAGUGGUAUUUUGAUGGGAAUUGCAUUACAUCUGUAUAACAAUUUUGGGAAAAUGGCCAAUGCUUGUUUUUCCUAUCCAUGAACAAGGAAUGUCUUUCCAUUUUCUGAGAUCCUCUUCAGUUGCUCUUUUCAGCGUAUUGUAAUUUUUGCUGAAUAGAUCUUUUACAUCUUUUGUUAGACUGAUUCCUAAAUAUUUCAUUUUUUUGGAUGCUAUUGUGAAGGAUGUGGUUUCCCUUAAUUCUCUCUCACUGCGUUUGUUGUUUAUGUACAGGAAUGCUUUUGAGUUUUGAGUGUUGACUUUGUAUCCAUUUAUUGAAUUUGGUUAUUACAUCUAGAAGUCAGUGGAGUUUUGGGGACGUUCUAUGUAGAGUAUCACAUCAUCUGCAAAUAAUGAUAAUUUAGCUUGUUCUUUUCCUAUCCUUAUUCUUUUUAUUUUUCUCUCUUGUCUAAUUGCCCUGGCUAUGUUUGCAGAGCUACAUUGAAUAGGAAUGGUAAUAGUGGACAUCCUUGUCUUGUUCCUGAUUUUAGAUUGAAAGUUUUCAGUUUUUGUCCAUUUAGUAAGAUAUUGGCUGUUGGUUUAUCAUAUAUGGCUUUUAUCAGGUUGAGAUAAAGACCAUCUUUUCUGAUUUUCUAUAGAAUUUUUAUCAUGAAUGAUUGUUGGAUUUUGUCAGAAGCUUUUUCUGCAUCUAUUGAAACAAUCAUGUGAUUCUUGACUUUGGCUCUGUUGAUAUUGUGUGUUAUGUUUAAUGAUUUGCAUACAUGGAACCACCCCUGCAUUCCUGAGAUGAAUCCCACUUGAUCGUGGUGUAUAAUCUUCUUGAUGAUUUGUUGCAUUCUUUUUGCCAAUAUUUUAUUGAGGAUUUUUGUAUCUAUGUUCAUUAGGGAGAUUGGCCUAUAAUUCUCUCUUUUUGGUUGGGUCUUUCGCUAGUUUUGGUAUUAGGGUAGUACUUGCUUCUUGGAAUGAGUUAGGGAGACUUGCUUUCCUUUUAAUUUCACUGACGAGUUUGCGGAGUAAAAACUUGUUUUAUUUCCAGUCUUGAAAUACUUCACUCCAAGCUGUUCUUGGCUUGAAGGUUUGUGCUGAGAAAUCUGUCGUGAUUCUGAUAGGCUUUCCUUCACAGGUGAUCUGUUUCUUUUUUCUGACAGCUUUUAGUCUUCUGUUCUUGUGCUGAAUUUUGAGGUUCUAACUAUUAUAUGUAUGAGUGAAGAUUUAUUUUGUUUAUGGCUAAUUGGGGUGCUAUAUGCCUCACUUACCUUUAUAUCUUUUCCCAUGUUUAGAAAAUUUUCUGUUAUUCUGUAAAUAGUCUUCUUAUGUCAUUUGUGUUGAUCUCUGCUUUUUUUGUGAACACCUAUCAGUUUACAUUGUUUCUUUUUGCAUCAUCUUGCAGAUGUUGAAUUGAAAUUUCCUGGUUCCUUGUUAUUAUUAAGAGAUCUUUUCUUUUGUAAUCAUAAGCUUCUAUCCCAUCUUCAAGAUCUGAGAAUGUAUCUUCUCUUCAUUCAAGGGGUUUUGCCAGCUUUCAGUGGAAUUUCUAAUUUCCUGAAUAUCCAUUUGAAUCUGUUGCAUGCAUUCUAAUUCUGUAUUACAUUGUUCAUUCAAGGUUUCCAUCAUUUUUCUUAUGUUUCUCUUUUUUUAAAUCUAGAUCUUUAUUUUUUUAUUUUUAUUUUAAAGAGAUCAAGACAAAACAAGACAUAAUAAAACAGAUCAGAACAAUGUAAGCAACGUAGUAUUUCACAAGACAACCUGUAAUUAACAGUAACUAUCAUAAUGUCUCUUGCUUUGAAAUAGUGGAGUAUAACUUCAUAUACAGUAGUAUCAAACAUAACAAAAUAGUAUAAAAUCAUUCAAAAGAAUGAAAGUAUUACAGAGCAUUCAGAACCAAGUAACAGAGAAUGAACAAUGGCUAUUACAUUAUCUCAUUUUCCAUAGAAAAUUUGUUUAUACUAUCACACAUAAUAAAAUCCAAUAAGAUACAACUGAUAGAACCAAUGGAAACAGAAGAAUAGGAUUUCAAAGUAAGAUGAUGUUAAAUCAGCCCUGGCUAUUGUAAUGUCUUAUUUUCUUCAAAAUAGGUCUUCUUUAGGCACACUCAACAUUUCUUUUAUAAUGUUUGUCAUUUCUUUUUUUUCUUAACGUGAGAGAUUAUUUCUGUUCUUAUUUCCUCUAUAACUUCAUGAAGUUGUUUCUUUACUUCAGUUGCUAUCAUUUCAGAAAGUUUAAUUGUGCGAUUUCCAGUGUCUUCCAUUUCAGUGUCUCCUGGGUUUGUUCUUGGAGGACUGAAACUGCAUCUUGCUUUUUCAUUUUGUCAUUUUCCUCUGUGGCCUGUGUGACUGACUAGGUACCCUUCUGAUGGAUUGAACUGGAACGCUGCCCUGGGCAGAGUUAUGAUCCUCCUGUAUCCAUAUGGCUAGCCGGGGUACAUCUCUGAACUAUGGCCUGGAGCCUUGCGCUCUGUGACCUGUGAUGCUGGCUGGGCCUUCCCCUAGUGGAUUGUGUGGGAUACUGGGCUGGGCAGAUCUUGGAUCUUCCAUGCAACUAGCAGGGAUGGAUCCCUGGAGUGUUGCCCCAGGGCCUUGUGCCUGGCUGGGUGGUGUUCAGAACCUCCGGGACCCACUGGGCUGCUGUGACCAAUGAAGCUUCUGAGGUCCUUGGGUGAAGGACUGCGAGAGGAUGAGAAAAGAAAAAGACAAAGCUGGGGUCAGGUAGAGUCCUUAUUGUCUUGAUGGAAGAAAGGUACUGCUCAACCAAUGCAGCAUAUUUAUUUAUAUACUAGGAAAGAUGAUGUCAGCUUCAGCCCCUUUGCCAUGCAACUCAUUGCUUGGAUUAUCUUGGAGCAUGGUGUUUUUCUGGGCUAUUCAGGUGGGCUAUUCAACUUCUUCAGGUGGCUAACUGGGGAGCUCUUUCUUUUCUAGUAGGAUCAUGUCUGAGUCAUGCUCUAGGUCAGUUUCCAGCUUCAAGGACUCCCAACACUGAACUACCUGGGACACACCCUUGAACCAUGGCCCUGGGGCCUUUUGCUGUGCUGGGUGGAGCUCAGAAUUGCCAGGACCUGAAGGCUAGGCUUGUCGCUCCCUGAUGGAUAGUUCUGGGACUCUGGGCUGAGCAGGGCUUGGUACCUCUGUGACCUGUGAGGCCGGCCAGGCCUCACAGUUCACAGUUCCCUUGAUGGAUUGUGCUGCGAUACUGGGUUGGGCAGAGCUCAGAUACUCUGUGCAGCUAAUAGAGAUAAACUCCCAGAGUUUGUACUUUUUUCUAGCAAGCUAAGACCUUCAUGGCAACAAGUUUUCAAUUUGAGGUCCAAUUACUAAUUUAUUGAUAAACUUAUUAAGACCACAAUUAAACAUAAAGAAAUUUCCACGAUGGUUUACUGAUGUGCUCCAUAAAGGAGGGAUGAGAUUGUGUAGGUGUAUGUAACACCCCAGUUGCUACUUUAACUCUAGAAAACAGAAAGCCAUUGAAGAUUUUUGUGCAGCGCAAAGACCUGAAAGAGUUUCUAAAGUCUGGUUCAACUUUCAGAGUUUAAGGUGAACAGCUAACAUAGAAAUAGAAGCUUGUGCUUUAACCAUCCAAUAAGAGGCCUAAGGCCAUGGUGGCCUAAAAUGGGAUCAUUAUAAAUCUACUUCAACUAUCCAUAUUUGUGAUAAACAUAAUUCUUGACCAACACUGCAGUGUUCUCACACACACACACACACACACACACACACACUCACACACACACACACGUGUGUUCCUGCAAUUCUUGAUUAAUAUCCAUGUCUGACACUACCUCUAUGCUUUUUGAGAAAACUGACCUUGUAUUUUUUUGUCACUGGUCCCUCGUACUGUCCCUAGUAGCUGUCCGCAGUAGCUAAGCACUCAGUAUACUUUUUGUAAAUCCAGUAAAAUUACAAACAAUGUUAACAGUAUUAAUAAGUUCUCACUUUGUUCCAGGCAUGGGGCUCAAUACUUUUAGUACAGCAAAUACAUCUGGAAUCAAACUACCUAGGUUUGAAUUUCAGCUCCACCACUUACUAGCUGUUUAAGUAAGUUGGUUCAAAUCUUGUGUCUUGUUUCCCUUAUCUUUAAGAGGAGGAUAAUAAUAGCACUUAUCUCAGAGACUAGUGGCAUGGUGUGUUAACAUAUAUAAAUCAGUUAAGUAUAGGAGGUAUUCAAUUGAUUGUUAUUACCUUCAUAAUUAUUUUCAUAAUAUCUACUAUUUAAUUUGACCAUUGGGAAAUAAAUAUAUGAGGGUCAAGGGAAAGACUGUGACUCUCAUGGUAUGCCUGGCCUGUUAGACUUCCUCACAAACAUUAUCCCAGAAGAAUAAAACUAAUUUCACAACUUCUUUCUGUUUUCACCAAAGCACACACAGAUCUUAUUUCGAAUAAUAGGUCUUUAAAAAGAAAUGAAAGAGGCUUUUAUUCUUUUCAUGUAGCUUUUGGUGUUUGCAGAACAAAUAACAUUUUUUUGCAAGAGAUUCAGGUGCUAGCCUCACUACCAUACCAAGUUAAACUUGUUUAUCUUGUUUUUGUUUGUUUGGUUUUUCUUUUUCAACCACUUCUUUCAUCAUAUGUACUCUAUUGUCUGUCACCUGGCAGUGAGAUGAUUGAUUCCCCUUUCCAGUUCUGAUCCAAGAGGUAAAAUCUAGGUCACCUGAUAAGAAGGAAGCGAGCCUUCAUGUUAUAACUCGACAGACAGAACUUCCCUUUAACUUCUGUUCAUUAAGAGUAAAAUCAAAACAUUCUUCCAUUUCUUCUGAGUAAUCCUUAGCCCUCUUUUGUAGGUUUUUACUAUGAUGGUCUUCAAUAAUGCCAGCAUAUUAACUUACAGUAAUGUGACCAAUUCUUGAUACUUGUCAUAGCAGAGGAAGUAAGGGGUAUGCGAAGGCUCUUGGGCAUUCAGAGAGGACCAGCUGCUGUUUGUCCAUCUGUUGCAGCCUGCUCACCAUCCUACCUUGUUGAUAACUCAAGCAUGCACAUAACAAGUUUACUUUUAGAUUCUCAAAUUGUUUUUUGUACCUAUCUUCUUAUAGACCAUGAAAAUAUUUCCUAUGGGCUUGAAAUAAAUAUUUAUUUUAUCAUUGAAUGAAGGUGGUUAAGAAUAAUGAAGGGAUCCAAAGUCAUAAACUAGAAAGAAGUGAAAAGACUGACUCAUGCCAGAACUGGCUGGUUUAAAUAGGUAAGAUUAUAUCAUCCAGUAUCAUUGCCUAUAAUCAAAAGGCAGAAAUAUGUAACUAAAAUAUUAACCUAGGUUAAAGAUUACUUAAAAGUAACAAAUAAGCAAGCUCACAAGAGCUUUCGUGUGUGGUAGCCCUGCCCCUGGAAGGAUUCCACGGCAAUGUGAGGAUAGUCUCUUGUGUGUCUGGGCACCUUGGAGAAAAAAGCAACUGAGGAAAGGUCUCAGGUACGGGAUGUGGAUAGGCGCAUGGCCUUGACCAGCUGCUAGGUGAGGAAACCGCACCCUUUCUAACUUGAGGCUUUGGUCUCAUCACCUAACUGCCUCGCCACCAGGACAGCUCAGGCCCGCUUCACGUUGUUGACAGAAGGUGAGGAGGGAGGCAGAACCAUAGGCCCCUGCCCUUCACUCUCUGAAGUUUGACCCUGAAUUCUGCCUCUGUCUGCACCCUGCUUCAGUCUUUAGUGAGCAAGCCUUUUCUAAGGUAAUAAGUAACUCACAGGUGACUGAUUUAAAGUCCUUAGAGAGGACUCCGGAGUUGCAAACAUUAUCACUCUAAUCAAAUUCAUCCUCUUUUUCACCUUUCGCUGCUUCCACUUUGGUUUCAGAGUAAAACUGUUUGGUUUUUUUUUUUUUUUUUUUUGUCUUUUUCGUUUUUAUUGGUACCAGGGAUCGAACUCACAACUGCCUGCUUGCAAGCUUAUGUUAAAUCCCCAGCCCCAGAGUAAAACUGUUAAACUCUUUACUGCUUUUUGUCCAUUUGACAGUUGUAGAUAUGUCUGUUUUUACAAAAAAAAAAAAAAAAAAAAAAGAAAGAAAGAAAAGAAAGAAAGAGAAAAAAACCCUGAGAGGAAUAGCAUAACAGAAGGAAAAUGUUAGACCCAGAGUUUUCAAGAGCAAAUUAUGUGAAGCUUUUAAAGACACUUGAAAUGACUUUAACUCUUCAAAUGGCAGUCACCUUUAUUACCGCGUGGAUUCUGAUACUGUGUAUACAAUUGUCUGUAAGAUAAUUGUGAAAGAAAUUAUAACAACACCUGUUUCCUGCUUUCCUUCAUUUUUUAAAUUUUAAUUUUGUUUAUUAAAUAAUGAGUACUUAACAAGAAAACUAUUUUAAAAACUCAAAGUAUUGAUUUUUAAUAUUUGAAUGUUUAUAAAAAAAAGUAUCAAAAUUUUCAACAUUGACUUUUGGUAUACAAAGUCAAAAAAAUAGCAUCAGAAAUGAAUUCCUAUGUGAACCACAAUGAAAAUACCAAUAGAACUCUACAACAAAAAUAAUCUUUGCUUCAACCAUCACCCAAGGCAGUCUUUCAUACCUGACAACUCCAUAAUCCAUGCACACAUCUCUUACACUGAAAGAUUUCUGCUUCCCUUUCCUUUCCUGUACACCAGGCAUUCUUGUCACCUCUGUUGUAUCCUCUUUUGUCAGGAGCUUAUUUCUGUACAGUGGACCUUAUAAACUCAAUUCAUGCACAAGGGCUGGUUGUAACUCAAGUUGGUUGUAAGUCAAGACUAUUUUUCCCAUAAGAAUUAAUGGAAAUACCCGUAAUGUGUUCAGAACCUCCCAAAGCACUCCUUAACUAACCUUUUCAUAAUACAAAAGGGUUGUAUAAUAUGCAUAAUUUAACAGAAAUACCAAAAAUUUUUCUAACAUGUUCACUAAAAAGUUAUAAAAUAUGCCUCAUUUACCAUAAACAAUAAUUUCUUUUUCCUUUUUAUCGGUACCGGGGAUCGAACUCACGACUGCUUGCUUGCAAGGCAGGCGCUUAUGCCGCUGAGCUAAACCUCCAGCCCCCAUAAACAAUAAUUUCAUACUGUACUCACCAUUCAGGUUGACAUCUUUGGCUUGCAGGAAGGGAGGAUGGUGGUUGUUUGGAAGCAGAGUCCUUCCAUAAGAAUCAGGAAUCUGGCUCUCUGGUGUUCUUUCUUCCCUUGGGAGAGUCUGUAGUCCACCAGGAUUUGCAUCUGGCUCAGUAAACUCAACUUUUUCAGAAUUAAAAACCAGUCUAAGGUGAUCUGUCUGUCUUUUAUUUAACAUAGUUCUUUUAAUUUGUGAUUUCUUUCUUUACUUUGCCUUCGUUUGCUUCUUUUCUAACUUUUGGGGGGCUAUUUUGAUAGCAGUUAUUGUAGCGAUUUUAAAAAGCACUGACCAAAGUCACAGCUACAGACAUGUGCCUCCGGCUUCGCACUGAUGCUUGCAUGCACUGACGCGCACCUUUCUGGCUCCUGCUUUCCUUUAACCUGAAUGUUAAUUUAGUCAAAAAGAUAACAGCAAGGCAAGGUGCUUGUCCAUAAAUAAUAUGGAUCUUGAAAGUAUCCUACCAUGGAGAGUCACACCUUCUUUUCUUGAUUUAAUAAUAAAUGAAAUUCAUACUACUAUAAUUAGUAGUUUUAGAUCUCAUGAAUCAUAUUUACUUGAGAUAGGAACUUAGUAUAUGAUUUCAGGAGAGCUCUGCUAUGGAAUAUAUAUGUGUACUAUCUUUUUUUUUUUAUCUUUUAUCUUUUCAAGACAGAGUCUUGCUAUGUAGUUUAGGGCUGGCCUUGAACUCCCUAUGUAGCUCAUGAUAGCCUCCCACUAGCUGCAAUCCUCGUGCCUCAGCCACUCAAGGACUGGGAUUACAGACAUGUGCCGUGCUGAGCAGAACCAAGGAGUCCUUACCAUGUGCACAGCAUUAUUUUAGUGUGUACAUUCUACACAUUACAUUGAUAUACAUUAUACAUAUUACUCUUAAAUGAACUCAAGUAAAUAUGAUGACCUCAUUUAUAGGUGAGUAAGCGAAGCACAGAAGGGUUAAGCAGCUUUCUCAAAGUCAUUUAGCUAGAAGAGGACAGAAUAUAAACCUGAAUCCAAGCACUUUGAAUGCAGAAUUUGUACUGUGUAAGUUCACUGCCUUUCUUUACAACCUUGAACUUCUCCAGAAUUCAUGAUAGAAGAGGAGUGAGAAUAGAAAAAUUAAGUGUAGGGGAAGAUAUUACAGGAUAUUGAACCAAAAUAUUGGCUUCCCUAAAAAAUAAUUAGGAUUAUUGGACAUUUACUUAUAUUUUAUACUUAUCAACUUUAUCUUGAGUCAUAAAUUUGUCCGUUCAUCUUCACAUGAGAAAUAAAAAGCUUGUUUUCCUUCAGAAUUGCCUUAGUGACCAGGCUGCCUUGUCAGCGGCAAGAGGCCUCUGUGCUCUUGAAAAAGAGGAAGCCAGGUUGGGGGCCCCUGGAAUCACAAAGGAUUACUUUGAUUUUACUAUGAUUACAGAUAAAGGGGUGCAAUCAAUAUCUGUGAAAUGACUAAGUAUGUAAUACCCAUGUCCCCUUCUAUUGGUAUUGUGUCAUGCAGUUACCAAACGCACGUGGAUUUCUUCUUUGUUCCCAAUGUUCUUAUGCAUACUUCCAUUAAAGCAUUUAGUGUAUGAUUUCUGGUUUUCCCCCUUCAGGAAAAGCUGCUUAAUCAUGUCUUGUAUUUGUACCCCCAAGGGUUUAGCACCUGCACCUGAUUACCAGUAACCUGAUUGAUUGCUGAUGGAUUAUUAUGGGAAGAAAGGAAGGAGGAGAGCGAAUAGGCAUAGAGCAGAUAACCGUGGUGUCUAUUUCACAGGGCCAUUGGGUUUCUUUAUCUGAAACUUUGGAAAUAUACUUAGAGACGCUAUUUCUGGGCUUUGAAUUUAUUCCUCUGGUUCAGCCUCUGGGAAGAAGCCAGUGAUAAUCAAACAAUGACAUCACCCAGUUGUGCUGCAUAAUUAUGGCAUCCCCAGAGGGCUUUGCCUGUGCUCUUGGUGGUUUAUCUGUAAUUAUUAAUUUAUACAGAAUGCCUAUGUGGAUAGCUCCAAACCACUCCAGUCUCCAAAUUUUCAUCUCAUAGUAUAGAUACAGGCUAAGAGUCUUGCUGAUGGUUUGAAAAACCACACAUUUGUUCAUUUUGUAUUUGAGGCAAUUAUGAAGUGCAGGGCUUUCCCCUUUCCAGUCAAUGACAUUAAAGUCAUCUCUCUCCACUUUCCAAUCCCUUGUUCCCCCAAGCACAAUUGUGCUGGGUACCAUUUUCAUUUCUAAGAGGUUUUCAGAUUCCAUUUUCCUGUAAUAAUUCCAUAUUUGUUUUUAAAUGCACAUUGACCGUUAUGAAACACACCCCUGUUUGUGGGAUUCAAACUUUUUUUAAAAUUUUACCUGUCACUUUACAUACAGAACACAGUGUUCUGUUGUGUGUCUCAUGAUUGCAGCUGCUCAAGUGGGAGUGUGGGCUAGAAUGAGGCUGCCUGUGGAUUCUCAGCGGGUAUUUUAAAAAACUCUUCUCUGUGGAAGCUUCUGAUGAUGUUUCUGGCCUGCUUCCGCCCCACCACCCAUGCUGCUCUCCCUGCCUUAAGACAACAAAUGGGUCUGGCAGAAAAGAAAGAAACGCAAGAGUAAGUGAAAACAAAUGUGGGAAUUCAUCAGCUCAUUGUAUUCUACCAGUCACCCUGGAGAAGUGCGUUAUGCAUUGUACUGAUAGUCUACUAUGCAACGAAUGAUAAUUUUUCUAAGGAUAAUACUUGGUCCAAUUUGGCAUCCACCUCACAGUUGCAAAUAGCUUCAUCUGUUGGGUAGAUGAAUCACAGUUGCAGGUUGAAAACAACAAAAAAUAAUUUCUUUGCUUGGAAUAUCAGGUACAUAACUUUCUGUGCAAAGUUCUCUCCUUUGCUCAUUACACAUUAACUUUGCAGUUACUGUUCAAUCUCCAUCAGAGAGUUAAGAUCUGUUGUAUACUAGUCAUGCAAAAAGAGAAUUGUAAAAGAUAUGGUGUGAGCACACAGCACAGGUUAAGGUUCCUGCAGUGGUAGAAUUUUUGAUUAUUACCGUGAAAUUAUUAUAAUACAGAAAGUCCAUUAUUCUAUUGGUUACAUGAUGAUUUUCUAUAAUAGAAACUCAUAUUGACAUUGAUGUUUAAGGCUGAGAUAUUUGUUAGUAAUUUUAGUAGGAGUUAAAUACCUUUGUUGUAGGUUCUGCUGUUUUAACAGUGUUUCUUGACACUUAGCACUUGCAAAUAUUCAGUUCAUUUAGUGCAUUCCAGUGUGUCUUCUGGGUUGAGACAUAUUACCUGUUUAUUUUCUUAGGUCUUCUACUAUUGUUAGUUUUGGUCCUUCUCUGGUGAGUGUGUGUUUGUUAAAGACCUGUGGAUAAUUUUCAUAUCAGGAGGCUGACCCUCAUUCAGUAUGGUGGAACCCUGCACAGGUUGCUCAUUUCCUAGCCCAAGAAUCAGAUGAGGCUCCUUGAAGAUUGGAGAACUGCUUUUUAAAAAAAGGAAGUAGGUAUUUUAAGAGAGGAAAUGAUACUUAUGGUAAGAAAUUAUGGCGUUUUAUAUGGCCGAGUUAAAAUGACAUGGAAUGGUAGAUAACAUGGAAAGGUACUAAGGCUCAAGACCUAAUUGUUUUACGCUAUAUUUAAUGCUGUGGACUAACUCUCUGAGACUGGUUGCAAAAUAUUAUGAAUAUGUUCAUUUUCUUGGGUUACGGUGUGGAUUAAGUCCUAGAGUGAUGCACUAGAAUCUUUGCAGUGAAAAGGUUUACAUGAAUGACCAUACUGACCAAACUGAAGUAAAACAUUACUAUAUUGAUAUUUACUAUCAAAAGAAAUUGGAUCCACAGAACUAUGUCAGUUUAACAAAUUGAAAUUGCCAGGAAAUCUUCAAACAAAACUAUACAUUCAUUCACCAAACAGUACCAAAUACCAGAUGGUGUGGUAUAGUGGCACAUACCUAUUAUCUCAGCACUCAGGAGGCUAAGCAAGGAGGGUUGCUGCCAGUCUGAGGCCAGCCUGAACUAUAUAGCAAGAUGUUGUCUCAAAAAAAAAAAAAAAAAAAAAAAAAGAAUAAAAGGAUCAAGAACGAAUCUGGGUAGUACCAUGCAGUUAGAUGAGGUAGAGUAGGGGAACAUGGUCUAGAUGGGGGAUGAGGAGUAUUCUUGAGCAGAUGACAUUUGAACUGAGACCAAAA
Messenger RNA from Cavia porcellus (domestic guinea pig), 26067 nucleotides. It is a transcript of the gene Nme7, whose product is annotated as NME/NM23 family member 7. The record is from RefSeq and is a predicted model, not a curated record. Gene Ontology annotation, biological process: CTP biosynthetic process; GTP biosynthetic process; UTP biosynthetic process. NCBI's taxonomy places the organism in Eukaryota, Metazoa, Chordata, Mammalia, Rodentia, Caviidae. Gene Ontology annotation, cellular component: centrosome. Gene Ontology annotation, molecular function: ATP binding; nucleoside diphosphate kinase activity. The transcript has 12 exons. The coding region runs from base 49 to 1218 and encodes 389 amino acids.